AGGGCGGGGCGUCGCGCGGGCGGGGCGGGGCCGGCGCACCCGGAAGCGGCGCCCGGGGCCGAGCGGCCCUGGCAGGCGGCGGCGGCGGCGUCCGCGUCCGCCCGGUCGCGAAGGAAGAAGCUGAGGAGGGCUGAGCUUCGAUGCGUUCCCUCUGGCCCUGACCUCUAUAGAGACAAUUCCCGGGAAACCGAUGGGAUUGAAGACCGCGGCGCUUGCCUGCGUCUCGGGAACGGAGGUCAGGCCAGCGAUUACCCCCUUGCAAGAAUUCGGUGUUUUGCCGUCCCCGCGGCUGGCCGGGAGCACCGCCUCUGCUUGGCCGCCCUUCCGACGGCAGCGCGCGUCGCGAGCGGUCCUCUCUGCCGGAGCGAGGAGAGCGCGUGAAAAUAGGUUCCCCGGGGGUCCCCGCUUUGGAGACGCAGGGAGCUGCCGACUGCCUUCUGCUGGUGGGAAAGCUGAAAACGCGGAGCAUGACGGAGUCACGGAUCAGGCGGCUUGCCACGACGUUGAUGGAUGCCACGACAGACAAGGACCUGCUGGUCCAGGAGCAGAUCUACAAUGCGCUGUGCUACCUGGGGGAAUCGGAGCCGGAGGAGAUCCUCCAUGCCUGCGACGAGUACCUCCGGCAGCACGACAAGCUGGCCUAUCCUCACCGGGUGAUAAUCCUGAAGGCGAUGGAGACGGUGGUAAAGAAUAACAUUGCCUUUUUGGACAAAAGCACGGCGAAGGUGGUUAUCUUUCUGGCAUCUAAUGAAAUGACCAAGUCAAAGGAAGUGGUCCGUGACUGGCAGCAGGCCGCCAGCAGCGUCCUCGUGGCGGUGGGGCAGCGCUUCAUCAACAAGGUGAUGGAGGAGGUGCUCACCAAGUUUCAGCCGGGGAUCCUGCCGCACUAUUUCAUCAUGCAGACUUUCGCCAACCUCUCCGUGUCGAACGUGUUUGGAAUGGUGCCUUUCCUAAACUCCAUCCUCGGGACGAUGCUGCCGAUGCUGGGAAUGGCCAAACAGGACCACAUGAAGUCCGUGUUCUGCUACGCUCUGCAGCACUUCAGCGAGAGCAUCCAGGAAUACUUGGCCAACUUGGACAAGGCCCCGGACCCGACGGUCAGGAAGGACACCUUCUCGAAUGAGAUUUUCAGCGCGUACGAAGUGCUCUUCAACAGCUGGCUGCAGCACCGGGAAGCCAAGCUGAGGCUGGCGGUGGUGGAGGCCAUUGGACCUAUGAGUUACUUGAUGCCCAGCGAAAAGCUCGAGGAGCAGCUCCCUAAGCUGAUCCCAGGCAUUCUUGCCCUCUACAAGAAGCACGCGGAGGCCUUCUACAUAUCCAAGAGCCUCUGCCAGAUCCUGGAAGCUUCUGUCAACAUCGGCAGCCGCAGCCUUGACAUGCAGCUGGACUCUCUGCUGGGCACCCUGCACCCCCAGAUCUGUGCUCCUGCGGAUCCAUCCAUCCCUCUGACGGUUAAAAAUCACACGGAGGUUCUCCGGUGCUUCACUGUCCUCGCUUGUUCGUUCCCGGACCGCGUGCUGGCCUUCCUGCUCCCGAAGCUGGAGAGCAGCAACGAGAGGACCCGCGUGGGGACACUCCUCAUCAUGAGGCAGAUCAUCAACAGCGCCUCCUCUCAAAUGGAGAUCAAAAAGCCCUUUAUUCUUGCAUCUAUGAAGCUUCCUCUGCAAGACAGCAACAAUAAGGUGAAGCGGGCGGUGGUGCAGGUGAUCAGCGCCAUGGCUCACCACGGCUAUCUGGAGCAGGCCGGGGGCGAGGUGAUGCUGGAGUACCUCAUCCGCCAGUGCGCGCUCCCCUCGGACGCGAAAGCGCAUCUAGGUGGGAUAAAACUCCUAAAGAAAGGUACCCAGGAGGGCCUAGGCAAGUCUCCCGCUGUAGCGCGGCCAGCCCAUGCCUGUAACUGCGUGUGUGUCUCGGGCUCCCUGCAGCCCCGGCGUGGGCAGAUCCGUGGUGGAGGCAGCUACGGACUCCAGCAGCCCAAAAAGCAGCUGCCAGAUGCCGAUGACUUCACCAGCAACAGCGUCCAGAGCAUCAGCGUCAACACGCUCUUUCUCCUCAGCACGACUGUCGACAGGAUGAGCAACGUGCUGUGGCCGUACCUCCUGGAGUUUGUGACCCCGGUCCAGUUCACCAACGCCUUGACUCCCCUCUGCAAAAGCCUCAUGUAUUUGGCAAUGAAGAAGCAAGAGGAGGGAGAAAACGCGUCCCUUAUCCGUUACGACCUGAAUGCAAAUCUUCCUUCGCCCUAUGCUAUAACUACAAGACUGCUGGUUGUAUCUUCGCAGCCGCACGUAGGAGACUGCCGGGGGGCAGCCGCCCUGCGCCUGUUGAACGUGUUGCACUAUAGUGUCCACCCUGCACUCGACCAGCUUUGGAGCAAGAAGGUUCCUCCCUUAGUGGAGUAUAUCGAAGAGAACACAGAGAAAUCCCUGUGCCAGAAGGAAUGGGAAGAGAAGCUGCUCCUGUUCCUCCAGGAGACGCUGACAGCUGUGUCUGACAACGCGUGGAUUUGCCAGUUCAGCACGGAGAUGUGCAAACAGCUGAACAGCUACAACGGCUUUCCGCUGGAGAAGAACUUCCUCUAUAAAUGCAUCGGAACGACUCUUGGGGCGUGCGUAAGCAAAGACCUUGUGCAAAAGCAACUUCAGGAGCUCCUUGAAACAGCCAGAUACCACGAGGAGGCAGAACGAGAGGGACUUGCUUCCUGCUUUGGGAUAUGUGCAAUCAAUCACCUGGAAGAAACCCUUGCCAAGCUGGAAGACUUUGUUAGGUCUGAUAUCUUCAAGAAAUCUGUGGGACUGUUCAGUAUCUUCAAGGACCGCAGUGACAAUGAAGUGGAGAAGAUAAAAAGCACACUGAUCCUGUGCUACGGAUACGUAGCUGUAUAUGCACCCAAGGAGCUCGUGCUCUCCAGGAUCGAAGCGGACAUCCUGAAGAACGUCUUCCAGUACUUCAACACCAAGGUUCUGGGAAUAAAGGUAGAAACCAAGGACCUGACCCUGAAGCUGUGCCUCAUCCGGAGCAUCUGCAUGAUCAGCCAAGCCAUCUACAACGGUGUAAAAUGUGGGGAUUUCGUCUUUUCCCGCAAAGCUGAGCUCGUGGCCCAGAUGGUGGAGUUCAUAAAAGCAGAACCGCUGGACUCUAUGCGGACGCCAGUCCGUCAGCGGGCAAUGAUCACCUGCACUUACCUGGUCGUCCUGGAGCCGCAUCUCAGCGACCCGGACAGGACGGAGCUGAUCGAUACCUGCCUCGCUAGCGUGCUGGCCCUCCCACCGCUGGACUCCGCGAGGGAGAGGGACGGAGGCGUAACGGAUGCCUGGCACAAGGAGCUACUGUAUGGUGACACCAUCAGUGCCCUCAAAGACCUGCUGAAGAGUCUCCUGCAGAGGAACUUGACCCCUCAUGGGCUGCAGGACAUGUUUGCGCAUUUAGGCCCCUGGAUCAAAUCUAGCAAAGAACACGAGCGCCAGCGAGCUGUGGAGGUCAGCGCUGCCUUGCUGGACUUCUACCUGGGCAAACUGAACGUCAGCACCGUCAUCCCCUUCUACAACCUCGGCGUGCUCAUCGCGCUCUUCUCCCCGCGGUGCUCGGACUCCCUCGCCAGCGUUCGCCAGUACGCUGUCGACUGCGUCUACUGCCUGCUCUAUAUACAGCUGUGCUACGAAGGGUUUGCCCGGGAUCACAGAGAUGAGAUGGUGGAGGGGCUGAAAGCUCUGAAGAAGGGCCUGGAGGAGCCCGACUUCACUGUUCUCUUCCACACCUGCAACAACAUCGCCAUGGUGAUUGGGAAGCGCGUCCCCCCCGACCAGCUGAUGAGUCUCCUGCUGGCCAUGUUCGAGGGGCUGGUGGACCCCGAUAAGAACUGCUCCCGCGCAGCCACGGUCAUGAUCAACGCCCUGCUCAAGGAGCGCGGAGGCGUGCUGCAGGAGAAGGUGCCCGACAUCAUGAGCAUCAUCCACAGCAAGCUGCAGGAGGUGGACGAGGAGCACGUCCGGAAAGCGGCCCAGCAGACCGUUUACAUCCUGGCCUCCCAGCACAAGAGCGUGGUGGUGUCCAGCCUUCUAGGCAGCUCGCUGCCGUUUGAUAGCCACACGUGCACCAUGUGGAGGUCCCUGGCCACGGAGCCAACGCUCACCGCGCAGAUCUUGGAGCAGCUCCUGGAAAAGGUGAACAGGGACGUGCCCUACAAGGAGAGCAAAUCCUUCCUCCUGGGCAGCAGCUCGGAGCGCGUGGCGACGCCUCUGCCUCUGGCGGCCACAUGUGCGCUGCAUGAGAUCAUGUCUGCUCCCGAGUCUGGGGCAGCGGUGCUGGGACUCUACCCGCGGUUGUUUGUGACUCUCCUGCUGCGAGUCAGCUGCACCGUGGGUGUUCAGCUCCCGAAGAACCUGCAGAGCCGCGAGAGGAGGAGCGCCGGCCCCGGCGCGGCCCCCCGCAGCCUCGAGCCCUGCAGCCGCGCCGUGGAGACGCUGCAAGCCAUGCUGGCCCGCGGCGGCAGCGAGGAGGUGGCCCGGGCCGUGGGCAGCGCCGGGGGCUGGGAGCUGAUGGGCAGCGCCGAGCGGCACCACGACGGCAUCGCCGUGCUCGCCAGCGCGAUGGCGCGGCACGCCGGCCCCAGGCUGCCCCUGAUCGUGAAGGACCUCAUCCCCGUGCUGAGCAGCGUGUUGGACAACCAGCGGGUCACCGCCACGGCCUUCCUCGCCGAGCUUCUCAAUAGCAACGUGGUGAAUGACCUGAUCCUGCUGGAGACCAUGAUGGACAACAUGACGGGCAGGCAGAAGGACUCCUGCAUCUUGGUGCGCAUGCUGGCCCUCCGAGGGCUGGGCAACAUCUCCUCCGGGGCGCCAGAAAAGGUGAGGAAGCACGGGGCCAAGCUCCUGGCCUCCAUGGUCAACGGCAUGGACGACAAGGACGAUCCCCACAACCUGGUUGCACUGGAGGCCAUGUCCAGUCUCUCCAAGCUCCUGGAUCACGUGGAGGAGAGAGAUAUCCAGUCCAUGCUGCUCCACAUCGCGAUCAGGAUCCGGCCCUUCUUCGACAGCGAGCAGCCCGACCUCCGCAAGUCAUCCAUCGUGCUCUUUGGCAACCUGACCAAAUUCAGCGAAGGCAACUGCGAGGUCUUCUUCGAGCAGAUCCUCAAUGGGCUGGUGACGCUGCUGCUCCAUCUCCAGGACCCGAAGCCGGAGGUGGUCAAAGCCUGCAAGUUUGCUCUGCGCAUGUGUGGCCCCAGCAUGGGCUGCGAGGGGCUCUGCGACAUGUUCCUCAACCACCUGCGGGAGGACCGGAGCCUGCACUACGGGGAGUUCAUGAACAACGUCUGCAAGCACCUGAUGCAGAGCUACCCAGAGAUGCUGAAUCGCCUCAUUUCGACCAACCUGUUCUAUUUCAAGAGCAGCUGGGUUGACAUCAGAGCAGCUGCGCCCAUGUUCAUUGGCUUUCUCGUUCUGCACGUGGAUGAAGACCACUGUCAGCAAGUGGACCUGGACCAACUCAUUUCCUCUCUCAACCUGCUGCUGAAGGACCCGGCGCCUGCCGUGCGCGUGAAGGUGGCGGAGACGCUGGGCCGCCUCGUCCGCAUCCUGUGAGCCGCGGGGCGCCCGGCUCCGCCGCAGCCACGCUGGGACGCGCUGCUCGCCGCCCUGCCCCGGCCACCGCCACGUCUUCCCGCGCCCAGCGCCCGGCCCGGGCCCCCCUGCCGCCUCCCCUGCUCCCCGGCCCGGGGCUCCGCCGGCUCCCGCACCGGCGGCUGGGGACGCCGUGGGACGGGGACCAUGCUGCUGCCUGGGGCCCCCGGUGCUGCUCGGUGAACGUGACCAUCCUCUGCCUCCAAGGGACUGUACAUAAACUAUUUUUAAAUAAAGCUCUUUGCUCCUCA
Messenger RNA from Dromaius novaehollandiae (emu), 5869 nucleotides. RefSeq names its product maestro heat like repeat family member 1 (gene MROH1). The record is from RefSeq and is a predicted model, not a curated record. Lineage: Eukaryota; Metazoa; Chordata; Aves; Casuariiformes; Dromaiidae. The coding region runs from base 468 to 5579 and encodes 1703 amino acids. Gene Ontology annotation, cellular component: cytoplasm. The transcript has 44 exons.